Messenger RNA from Sesamum indicum (sesame), 2969 nucleotides. Its product is annotated as putative galactinol--sucrose galactosyltransferase 2. NCBI's taxonomy places the organism in Eukaryota, Viridiplantae, Streptophyta, Magnoliopsida, Lamiales, Pedaliaceae. The record is from RefSeq and is a predicted model, not a curated record.
GGUGAGAUUAGCAUCAUCUGUCUGACUGUCUCCUCAACUGUUUUUACAAAUUUUUCUGAUUUUUCUACCAAUGGCAUGUCUCGUGGCUUUCAACUCUUCUUCUAUAUAUAACAGCGGCAAAGCUAGAAACUUCUUCAAGCGUUUCCUGAGGCAAUCACGAAACCCCUCCUACUCUCCUCGUACCGCUGUUCCUUCACUGUAUCCAGUUCUUGAUUUCAGACCCAUUAAUCCUCGUAGAGAACCCAUUUGCUUAAACAUCCGUAAAAUUUCAUCGUAUUGUACCAGAGCUCCCCACAAUCUCAAGAAUUGUAUAACUAGUAGUAGUAGUAGUAAAACUAGCAUCUUCGCGAAGGAUUUUUCUGGAACUGUGACUGAUCCAUUGAGCAGCGGGCCGAAGAUGACGGUGGCAGCGGCGCCAUGCAUCAAAGACGGUUCUCUGAUGGCGAAUGGGAAGGUGGUCUUGACUGGUGUCCCCUCAAACGUCGCAGUUUACCCGGUGACUGAUGGGUUAUCCUCGUCUUCUUCUCCCUCUGCUGCGUUUCUUGGUGCCAGUUCGAGUAUUCCAAGUUCCAGACAUGUUUUCGGUCUUGGAGUUCUUGAAGAAUGCAAAUUUGUGUGUCUAUUCAGACACAAAAUUUGGUGGAUGAUACCCCGUUUUGGAAGUUCAGGAAGCGAUAUUCCCAUGGAAACGCAAUUGUUGCUCUUGGAAGUGAGGGAAAACUUUGCAGUCUGUGAUGAUAUUUCAUCAGGUCAAUCUGCCGCUAACACAUUUUACAUCUUGUUAUUGCCUGUAUUGGAAGGACAAUUUCGGGCAACACUGCAAGGAACUAAGGCAAGUGAGCUUGAGUUCUGCGUCGAAAGUGGAGAUGCUCACGUCCAAACCACUCAGGUGUCGGAAGCAGUCUUCAUAAAUUCAGGGGAUAACCCUUUCAAACUCAUAAAGGAGUCCUUCGAGAUACUUGAAAAGCAAAAACGGACUUUUGCUCAUAUCAAACACAAAAAGAAACCUACUCAUUUAGAUUGGUUCGGUUGGUGUACAUGGGAUGCUUUCUAUAAAGAUGUAAAUCCACGGGGCAUUAAAGAAGGUCUUGAAAGUUUUCUUGAAGGAGGUUGCCCGCCCAAGUUUUUGAUUAUUGAUGAUGGAUGGCAGGAUACAUUUAAUGAGUUCCAGAAGGAUGGAGAACCUUUUGUUGAAGGAUCACAAUUCGCCAGUAGAUUGGUUGAUCUGAGGGAAAGCUCCAAGUUCAUGGGCUCAGGUGCAGAACUUUCAUGCCAUGAUCUGCAUGACCUUGUCAAGUUCAUCAAAGAAAAAUAUGGCGUAAAAUUUGUGUAUGUGUGGCAUGCAUUGGUUGGUUACUGGGGAGGGAUCCUUCAGUCAUCUGAAAAAAUGAAGAACUACAAUCCAAAGAUAACAUAUCCAGUGCAGUCUCCUGGCAACGUUGGAAAUCUUCGAGAUAUAGCUAUGGACAGUUUAGAAAAAUAUGGUGUGGGGCUGAUAGAUCCUGAGAAAGUUUACGACUUCUAUAAUGAUCUCCAUAGCUACCUUUCGAGCAGUGGCGUUGAUGGAAUAAAAGUAGAUGUCCAGAAUCUCAUAGAGACACUAGGUGGAGGCCAUGGUGGGCGAGUUUCCCUGACCAGAAAAUAUCAAGAAGCACUGGAGGAGUCCGUUGCCAGAAAUUUCAAAGAAAAUAACCUCAUAUGCUGUAUGAGUCAUAACACUGAUUCCAUCUACAGCUCAAGGAGAAGUGCCACUGCGAGAGCAUCAGAAGACUUCAUGCCGUGGGAACCUACGUUUCAGACUUUACAUGUAGCUUCUGUGGCCUUCAACAGCCUUCUCCUGGGGGAGAUUGUGGUUCCAGAUUGGGACAUGUUCCAGAGCGAUCAUUACACAGCCGAAUUCCAUGGUGCUGCAAGAGCAUUGGGUGGAUGUGCGGUUUAUGUGAGUGACAAGCCGGGCAUGCAUGACUUCAAAAUUCUGAAGAAGUUGGUAUUGCCUGACGGCUCGGUACUAAGAGCUAAAUAUGCUGGGCGACCUACACGUGAUUGCCUGUUUUUAGACACAGUAAUGGAUGGGAAAAGCUUGUUGAAAAUUUGGAACUUGAACAAGUUAUCCGGAGUGGUUGGUGUUUUCAACUGCCAAGGAGCUGGAAAUUGGCCGUUGAGAGAUGGACCCGAACGCAACCCUAGUUCAUCCUCUGACUCUCUCAUCUUAUCAGGCCAUGUGAGUCCUCAAGAUGUUGAUUUUCUAGAUGAAGUUGCCCAUGAAACUUGGAGUGGAGACUGUGCCGUCUAUGCCUUCCAUACUGGAUCCCUUUCUCGAUUGUCAAAAGAAGAAAACGUCAAAGUGUCUUUAGCCACUCUUGAAUGUGAAAUAUUUACAGUCUCGCCGAUAAGGGUUAUAAACGAAACUCUGCAUUUUGCUCCUAUUGGAUUGAUCGAUAUGUAUAACUCUGGAGGUGCAACCGAAGGUCUAAGUUCCGCUGUUGAACCUUCAGCAUGCACUAUAACAAUACAAGCACGGGGCUGUGGCCGUUUUGGCGCCUAUUCUAGCAAGAAGCCGAUUUCUUGUACAGUGGACGGCAAGAACGAAGAGUUUGUAUACUGUCCAGACGAUGGAUUGCUGAUAGUUAAACUUGAAGGUGAAUGCAAAAGUAGGGAUAUUAACUUCUGCUAUUAGUUCCAGUUUUAUUCGAUCAAUAAUUCUUGGAGAUCGUCUUCUCAAGGUCAAUGCCAUACCUGAUCUACAGACAAGUUAUACAGCUUUAUCUAAAAACGAAUAAAACGUAACUCCGCAUCCAAUCGAUUAACCUCGGGUGCUGCUAUUGUUCGGAUGAUUUCUUCUGAUAUUCUAGUUUUGCCAGUUGCAUGCCCGAAGAAUAAGUGUGUAGUUCUGUACUGUAAGUGUGUUUCAUGCAAGAAAUUGGCAUUGUAAUGAAAUAAUUCUUUUAUUAUUAUUUUUGUUAUUCAAA